AUGGGAUCCGACGGGAACAAGCAGCAGGUCACCAUUUCCUCUGAGGGGCAAGACAGCCCCUCAGAGGAGCAGAGCAAGGGGGCGGCCGUGGCCGACCAAGACCGGGAGUACGGAUGCCGGUACUGCCAUAAGAAAUUCAGCAACAAGCAGGCACUGGGCGGCCACCAAAAUGCCCACAAAGUGGAGCGGGCCGUGGAGAAGAACAUGCAAGACAACAGCUACUAUGAUGAGGGCCCCGGAUCCCGGAUGGCUAUGCCCACCCCACCUUUCUACGGUCCCUACCACCACCGCCACGAUCUCCUGCAAAGAUCCUUAUUCGCCUACAGCCACCGCCCCUCUGGAAUGCUGGCCGCGGCCCCUGGCCUUCCUCCUUAUCACGUCCGCCCCUAUCACAUGGCCCACGCCCAGAACUUUGGGCCUGGACCAUCAAGCGCCUUCAGGCCCGUUUUUAAUCACUCCCCACCACCGGUGUUCGCAGAAUACCCCGGCUACCCUAAUACGAGGAAUGUUCCGGGAAACCAGUACGAUGAAUCGGGCUUGGAUUUGUCUCUGAAAUUGUGA
Molecule: messenger RNA, 561 nt
Organism: Salvia splendens (bonfire salvia)
Lineage: Eukaryota; Viridiplantae; Streptophyta; Magnoliopsida; Lamiales; Lamiaceae
Product: zinc finger protein JAGGED
Exons: 1
Coding region: 1-561 (186 amino acids)
Molecular function (GO): DNA-binding transcription factor activity
Source: RefSeq, a predicted model, not a curated record